GCUGGUCUUCAUCACACACCAUAUUGUCUCUCGUGAAUUCCAACCUCGUUCCUACAAAACGUAGUGUUUGGGGGCAUAGUAGGUGUUUAGUGAGUGCUUGUUGAAUAAAUGGGCCAGUGAAAGAAUGGGUGCCCCAGAGGAAAGGGCUGAGGAGGCCUUUCAGUCUACUCUCUGGCUCAACAGUCGAUUUACAGGGAACAGAACAGUAUGGGUUUUUUUUUUUGUUUGUUUUUUUGUUUUUAUUUUUUACAGUAUGGGUUUUAAAGACCAAGCUGCCAUUGCUUCUGCUUCAACCUUUUGAAGAAUUUUGUCUCUUAAAUUACACAGAUAAUACAUCAUCAUUAUGGAAAGAUUGGAAACACUGAUGGGCAAAGCAACUCCCUCCAUCCAGAGAGUCACUGUGAAGAUACGAUUAUUUAUUUCCAUAUAAACAAAUGCUAUUAGAAGCUGGGCCCUGGCAAAGCCACUUGUGCUCCAGGAGCCUGCGUGUGACCACCUGGAAGCAGACAGCAGAGCCUUCUGUCCUCAGAUGUCUCUUCAGUACCUUUCCCCGACAACGCCUCGUUGCCAAUGGGCAGAGGAGAAAUACUUAAAGUUCCAGCUCCAUUUUUACAAAGCAGACAAAAAUUGCAUUUGGAGCAGAAAGGCAAUAACUUGAUAACUGGCAAAAGCGCAAAUGCCCAUCUGCAGCAGAAGAAAUAAAAAGUUGUGGUGUAUUUAUACCAGGGGAUGCUAUACAGGAAUGAGAAUGAAUGAACCGACGACGUGGUUCAGACGACGUGGAACAGACACUCGGCACAGUGUUGAGUGAAAGAAGCCGGACGUCAAGGAAUACUCCCUGGAUGAUUCCAUUGACGUGAAAGUCAGAAAUCAGCCAACUGAGUUGGGCUGUUAGAGGAAUAACAGUGGUUACCUAAGGUGCGUGUAGUAAUGGGGAGGCAGCGGUGGAGAUGGGGAGGAGAGACCGUCUAAAUGCUAGAGAUGUCCUAUAUCCCGGUUUGGGCGCUGGCGUGUGGAUGUGUUCACUUUGUGAAAGUUCCCCAAGCUGUAUACCUAAAAAUUUAUGUGGUCUUACACAUGCAGGUGCAUGCAUACAUUUAUUAUAGCUAAAUAAGAUUUGAUUGAGAAAGAGAGGCUAUGUGUGCACCUGGGCUCCUUCCAGCCCUAUUCACAAUCCCUCAGCUAAUUAUCUCCUUCUUGUAGAAGAGGAAAAUGAGAUGUAGAGAACAGAUAGAAGUUCUCUAAGGCCACAGAGCAGUAAGCUGAAAGGGCAGGAUCCAAACCCAGGCAGGCUGGCAUCUGGUAAGUCCUCUUGACCCUUGGCUAGGCUGCCUCCCCUCAUGGCCUGGACUGGAGCGUCCAAGGCGGGUCGGGGUAGCUAACUGCAACGAGAUAUGCUUUGCCCACCCUAACUGGACUCUGGCGACGAAGGCUGGCCGCACGUGUCCUAUUCUACAAUUGAAAGGUCAGGCCGCAGAGGCCUGCACAAGCACGCGAGGCCUCUCCCUUGGAUGCCCCGUGCCAGGUGCUGUUUGAGGCCCACCUGUGCCAAGCCUUUGGGAAACCCACUCCCGAGACACCCCCUGCUGGGCAGGAUUGGUUUUCCUGGUGCCUGCGUUGCUGCUGGGAGAAGUAGUCCUUCCAGCUCCCAUUAGCCUAUUUAGGUUUCUGUGUGAGAAGCCAGGUCAGAGCCCUGCAUCAGGGCUCAGCCCCAAAACAGUGGGGAUCUGGGAGAGAGCUUGCAUAACCAGUCCAGGUUCUCCUAACACAAGUUCCUCAGAGCAGCAGCUCCUCCAAGCCCUGGGAACAUGCUCCUCCUGUGCCUGCUGUUACUGUCCAGCUUCUUGGUAGGAGUCUUCCUCUGGGCUGUCUGUCAGCACUUCCUCACCGCAGAUAUCCCCUCUACCUUGCAACAUCCCAUCAAGCUCAGAUUUCUGCAUUGCAUGUUCCUGUACAUGGUCAUUUUGGCGGAAAUAUUUGAGAAGCUGGGAAUAUGCUCCAAGCUCAGAUUUCUCCAGUUAUUGCAAAACGGUGUGAGAGUAAAGAGGGAUGCUAGACUUGUGGUAACUGACUUGUAUUUGGGGACCACACCGGUGAGGCUGUUCCAGCCCAAGGCCGCGUCCUCCAGCCCCCGGCGAGGCAUCAUCUUCUUCCCCGGAGGAGGCGGGUUCCUGGGGAGCCUGGACUCCUACCACAACCUGUGCAGUCAGCUGGCCGUGGAGACUGACUCGGUGCUGCUGUUGAUUGGGUACCGCAAGCUUCCGGAUCACCACUACCCCUGCAUUUUCCAAGACUGCCUGAACACCUCCAUUCUCUUCCUGAAGGGCCUCAAAACCUACGGGGUGGACCCCUCCCGGGUUGUGAUCUGCGGAGACAGCCUUGGGGGAGGGAAUGUGGCCUGUGUCAUCCAGCACCUGGUGGGCAGAUCAGAUCUUCCCCGGAUCAGGGCCCAGGUGCUGAUUUAUCCAAUUACUCAGGUCAUCAAUUUGCAGCUGCCAUCCCACCAGCAGAACCGGAACGUCCCUUUCCUCUCCCAGAAGAUCAUGAUGAUAUGUAUGCUUAAAUACUUGGUUGUCAACUUUCACUGGUGGGACACCAUCCUGAGAGGUGCUUUCAUCCCCCCGGACAUCUGGAGGAAAUACAGCAAGUGGCUCAGCUCUGACAACAUACCCAAGAGUUUCAGGAAGCCAGGUUACCAGCCUGAAUUUCACGGCCCUUUUAAUGAGGCCGCCUACCUGGAAAACAAACAUCUUUUUGAUAUAACAAAUGCUCCUCUGCUAGGGGAUGAUGAGGUCAUCGCUCAGCUUCCCGAGGCCUUCCUGGUGAGCUGUGAGAAUGAUGUCCUCCGUGAUGACACCUUGCUCUAUAUGAAGCGCUUGAAGGACCAAGGGGUCCCUGUGAUGUGGUAUCACGUGGAGGAUGGCUUCCAUGGGUCCCUGAUAUUUUUUGAUAAGAAGUUUUUCUUUUUCCCAUGCGCCUUGAAAAUUAUAAACGCUGUCAUCAGUUAUAUAACGAGCAUAUAGUAACCCUGGGGCAUUGUGUCCUUUGGUGGAUUCUAUUUUGCUGAUCAAGGAGAUGCUAAAUCAAUGCUCGGCCCACAAGGGAAGGAUAAGGAAGCUUAGAACAGUCCUGCUUAGUAUCUAAGAAAAUCCAAGAUGUUGCUCUUUCUUUCUGGCACCAGCAAUGGUUAAUCCUGAAUCUAGUAGCACUCGCUAACAUUCUCAUUCAGGUGAAAUAAAUAUCAGAGGAAGGAACAAAUGUCUUUAAGAAUUUCUCAAAGCCCUAGCACACAACAUCUGUGCAGAAUGAAUGCCAACAAUUAGUCAUACCGUCCCUGGUGAAUCUACUCAUGAUGCGAAAGCAUGGCUUGGUGGGCCAUGCUGCCUGUUGGAGGAGGGGGCACCUAAUUGUUCUUGGGGUCAGAGGUCACCAGCCAAAUUACAGACUGGUUCCAGAUCAGAAUGCAGCCGGAGAAAUGCUGUUGCAGUAGAACUCUUCUCUCAAGUUAGCAACCUGUCGACUGGACUAAAGGCAAGUUUCAGGGGACGUGACUGGAAAAGGAGAGGGGGAAGAGGGAAAAGAGAGGCUGUGCGGGAAAGAAUGGGCUCUGGGGGGCUGUGAAUGUUGUCUGGGCUCAAGUCUCUAAUCUGAAUUCCAAAAUCAGGUCCCUGACUACCAAGAGGCAGGCUCUCAGGGCCAAAGCUGUCUUGGGAACCUCUGGAUGCCAUCUGGAAUACGCAAACUGCAUCCUCAAAGGCAGAUAUCUUCUUACACACUCUUUCUUUGGUGAGCUUAUGUAUUGUUCCUACUUUUACAAAGAACCUUGUCCUGGGGGCACCUAGCCGGCUUGGUUGGUAGAGCGUGUGACUCUUGAUCUUGGGGUUGUGGUUUGAGCCCCACAUUGG
Canis lupus familiaris (dog) is the source of this 3905-nucleotide messenger RNA. RefSeq names its product arylacetamide deacetylase like 4 (gene AADACL4). Lineage: Eukaryota; Metazoa; Chordata; Mammalia; Carnivora; Canidae. The record is from RefSeq and is a predicted model, not a curated record. The coding region runs from base 1809 to 3023 and encodes 404 amino acids. The transcript has 5 exons. Gene Ontology annotation, molecular function: hydrolase activity.